Molecule: messenger RNA, 5459 nt
Organism: Eremomyces bilateralis CBS 781.70
Lineage: Eukaryota; Fungi; Ascomycota; Dothideomycetes; Eremomycetales; Eremomycetaceae
Product: type II DNA topoisomerase
Exons: 4
Coding region: 159-5312 (1717 amino acids)
Biological process (GO): resolution of meiotic recombination intermediates; sister chromatid segregation; DNA topological change
Cellular component (GO): nucleus
Molecular function (GO): DNA binding; DNA topoisomerase type II (double strand cut, ATP-hydrolyzing) activity; ATP binding
Source: RefSeq, a predicted model, not a curated record
AACAACUUCCAUCCCAACCGUUCAAUCUCUCCUUUGCUUCCCUUACACUCUCAUUGCAGAAAAUCCUCAUGCUGGUCGAUAGACCUGCCAUUCGUUUGUUACUGUCUAUUUGACCUUGUACAACUGGGCGUUGCGCGUGGACCGCGUUUGUCCUCGAUAUGGACGACUCCAUGAUGGAUGAUUCGGUGUUUUCGGAUGGAGGGAGUUCCGAUUUCGCGCCUGUGACGAAGAAGGCGAAGGCGCCGGCGAAAACCGCGAAAACCACGAAGACUGCUGCAAAACCUGCUGCCAAACCCAAGGCAGCAGCAGGCAAAGCCAAGGCCACCGGACUGAAACAGACCACUCUCAAGGCCACCAAAGCAGCGCCAAAAAAGCGCGCAAAGCCGGUUUCCGAGGACGAGAACUCGGAUAUAGAUCACGCAUCUAUCAAUGACGAUAGCCUGCUCUCAAACACACCUCCCAGCGCGAAGAAUCUGAAGAAAGCACCGGCUCCGAAGAAAUCGAGUGGCAAACCUCUUCAAUCAAUUGAGAACGAGAGUUUCACUACGGGUGAUGGCGAGCCUCCCAAGAAGAAGCCCACCCCGAAGAAGGGUGGCAAUUCGGAUAGAUAUCAGAAGCUCACCCAGUUGGAACACAUCGUGAAGCGCCCGGAUACAUAUAUCGGUUCCGUCGAACCGGAGAAGCGGCAGAUGUGGGUGUUCAACUCCACGACCGAGUCUAUGGAAAUGCGAGAGGUCACAUACGUACCCGGUUUAUACAAGAUCUUCGAUGAGAUUCUGGUCAACGCCGCCGAUAACAAGCAGAAUGACAAGAACAUGGACGAGAUUCGUGUCACGGUCGACCGUGAAAGCGGUGUCAUCAGCGUCUGGAACAACGGACGCGGUAUCCCGAUCGAGAUCCAUGCACGCGAGGGGAUUUACAUUCCGGAGAUGAUUUUCGGCCAUCUCCUGACGUCUUCCAACUACGACGAUGACCAGCAGAAAGUAACCGGUGGUCGUAACGGUUACGGCGCGAAGCUCUGCAAUGUUUUCAGCACGGAGUUCACGAUCGAAACCGCCGAUGCCAAACAGAAGAAGAGAUACAAGCAGACUUGGACCAAGAACAUGAGCGUGAUGGGAAAGGCCAAGAUCACGGACAACAAAAAUGGCGACGAGUACACCAAGGCCACCUUCUGUCCAGACUACGCCAAAUUUGGCAUGGCUGGCAUCGAUGACGACUUGGAAGCACUCAUUAAACGCCGAGUUUACGACUUGGCAGGCACCAGCAAAGGCGUCAAGGUCAAGCUCAACGGCGAUCGCAUCAAGGUCAAUACUUUUCAAAAGUACAUCGAGAUGUACACCAAGGCGAUCAAAGCCGAACAAGGUGAAUCGGAAACGAACGAGAAGCAAGUCAUUCUACGAGACAAUCCCGAUCCACGAUGGGAAAUUGGCUUCGCUGUAUCAGACGGAUCUUUCCAGCAAGUCUCUUUCGUCAAUUCUAUCGCGACAUCGUCAGGUGGCUCCCACGUCAACUAUGUCGCAGAUCAGAUUGUUUCCAAGCUUAUGGACAUCCUCAAGAAGGACAAGAAGAGCGUCCAGCUCAAGCCACACCAGAUCAAGAACCACCUCUUCCUCUUCGUGAACUGCCAGAUUGUCAACCCAGCCUUCACCUCUCAGACGAAGGAACAACUGACAACCAAGCCUUCACAAUUCGGAAGCAGAUGCGUCGUCAGCGACGAGUUCUUGAAGAAGAUGCUGAAAACCGAUGUUCUGCGCAACAUUCGUGAUUUCGCUCAGAAGAAGGCCGAUCAGAUGCUCUCGAAGUCCGAUGGUAGCAAGAGAAGCCGGAUGAAUAAUUCCAAGCUGACCGAUGCGAACAGAGCCGGCACGAAGGAUGGCUGGCGUUGCACUCUGAUUCUGACGGAAGGUGACUCGGCCAGUGGUCUCGCUCUUGCGGGACGUUCUGUCGUCGGUGCAGACUACAUCGGCGUGUUUCCGCUUCGUGGUAAGCUGCUCAACGUUCGAGACGCGUCCAUCGACCAGAUCACGAAGAAUCAGGAGAUUCAAAACAUCAAGAAGUUCAUGGGUCUCCAGCACAAGAAGGAAUAUACGGAUACCAAGUCCCUUCGAUACGGCCAUUUGAUGAUCAUGACGGAUCAGGACCACGACGGAUCCCAUAUCAAAGGCCUCCUGAUCAACUUCAUCCAGUGCUCUUUCCCUAGCCUGUUGAAGAUCCCCGACUUUCUCAACGUGUUCAUCACACCUAUCGUGAAGGUAUGGAAAGGCGACCCUAAACAUCCAAAGUCAAUGAAGUCCUUCUUCACCAUGCCCGAAUAUAACGCAUGGAAGCUAGAGCAUGGACAUCAAAAAGGCUGGGAUCACAAAUACUUCAAAGGAUUGGGUACCAGCGACCCCGAAGAUGGAGAAAUCUAUUUCCGCGACCUAGAUCGGCAUCUCAAAGAAUUUGAACCCAUCAAGAGGGAAGAAACGGAGUUGAUUGAUCUCGCUUUCUCAAAGAAGAAAGCCGAUGCUCGAAAGAACUGGCUCCGCGAAUUCGUUCCUGGAACAUUUUUGGACAUGUCCCAGCGCAUGAUCAGCUAUGAUGAGUUCGUGAACAAGGAACUCAUCCUCUUCAGUAUCGCGGAUUGUGAGCGUUCAAUUCCAUCAAUGGUCGACGGCCUCAAACCCACUCAGCGCAAGGUCAUGUAUACCUGUUUCCGACGCAACUUGAAGAAAGACGUCAAGGUUGUCGAACUCGCUGGUUCCGUCUCCGAGAUGACCAAGUACGCAUACGGCGAGAGUUCCAUGCAGCAGACGAUCGUCGGGCUGGCUCAAAACUUUGUCGGAUCCAAUAACGUCAAUCUCUUGGAGCCCAGCGGUACUUUCGGUACGCGUCGCAUGGGUGGACAAGACGCGGCUAGCCCUCGUUACAUCUACACGAGGCUGUCGCCGUUUGCUCGAAAGCUGUUCAAUCCUGCGGAUGAGCCGCUUCUGAAGUAUCAUGAAGAUGAUGGGAAGACGAUCGAGCCGCACAGCUACGUCCCCGUCCUUCCGAUGAUCUUGGUCAACGGCGCCGAUGGCAUUGGGACCGGUUGGAGCACGUCCAUCCCGAACUACAAGCCUGAAGACAUCGUAGACAAUAUGAAGCGGCGGAUGGCUGGGACUUGUAAGGAGGAUAUGCUUCCCAUGACCCCCUGGUUCCGUGGCUUCAAAGGCCCUGUUGAAGACCUCGGUGGGAACAAAUUCAAGUUCGGCGGUAUCAUCCGAAAGACUGGCAAUAACGAAGUGGAAAUCACGGAAUUGCCGGUGCGGAUGUGGACGCAGGACUUCAAGGACAAGCUUGAAGAGAUCAUCUCGGCUGAAAAGACGCCAUCAUUCGUUAAGGACUAUUCGGAGUACAACACCCCAACCACCGUCCAUUUCAUUAUCAAGAUGGAAGACAAACACAUGCAGGUUGCGGUGGAGAUGGGUCUGGAUGAGCGAUUCAAGCUUGCCAAAACGAUGACCACGACCAAUCUCGUUGCGUUUGAUGCGCAGGGCCGCAUCCACAAAUAUGACACGGUCCUGGACAUUAUGGAGGAGUUCUACCACGUCCGCCUUCGGUUCUAUGAGAAGCGCAAAGAGUUUCAGUUGGACCAACUCCAGAAGGAGCUUGACAAACUGAGCAAUCAGUCCCGUUUCAUCCAGAUGGUCAUCGACAACAAACUCACCAUCGCCAAAAAGAAGAAGCAGGCCCUGGUGGCCGAAUUGCAGAAGCUGAAUUUUAGGCCCUUCCCGAAGGUCGCGGAUGCCAAAAAAGAAGGCGAGCUAGAAGAGGCAGCGGAAGAUGAGGAGGAAUCUGAAGCAGUGGGAGCAAACGACUAUGACUACCUGUUGGGUAUGCCCAUGUGGUCCCUCACACGCGAACGCAUCGACAAACUUCUCAAGCAAAUCGGCGACAAGGAAACCGAAAUCGACCUGCUCAUCAAGCUGUCGCCCAAAGAUCUCUGGACGCGGGAUCUCGAUGACUUCGUCGACGAAUGGCACGCCCAGCUGGCCGACGAGCAGCAGCGCAAGAAGAAGAUCGCCGGCAUGGGUCGCCGUGCGUCCGCUAAGCUGGGCGGCAUCGCUGGUUCGAAAGCGAGCAAGCGCAAGGCGGCCGAUAGCGACGACGGGGACUUCGAGAUCGUCAAGAAGAAGAAGACGACCUUGAGCAAGGCGCCGGUGAAGAAUGCUGGCUUGUUGAGUUAUUUGAAUAAGGCGGGGCCGACCAAAGCGGUACUGGAUAGUCCUCCUGCCACUGAGGUAGGUGCUGCGUCCCCGCCCCGGCCGAAGUUCCAGUAUCCGUCUGCCGGAUUCGACGGGUCGUCUGAUGUAGAGAUGGCGGAUUCCGAGCCCGUCAAACCCGCUCCGGUGACGAAGACCACCAAGUCUGCCAAACCUGCCGCAGCGAAGCCCAAGAAACCCGCAGCAUCCAAGGCCCCCCUCCCCUCUCCAGACUCCGACGACGACGCUGAUGUCUUCGUUGCCGUCGCCGAGGAACCUAAACGCCCCGCUCGCCAAGCCCGCACCGCUGCCCGCAAGCCCGCCAAAUACGUCCUCUCCUCCGACAGCGACUCCGACGCCUCCGACUCUCGCCCCGACCACCUCGGCGACGUCUCCAUGAUGGUCAAAGGCAUCGGCCUGGGCCCGGACACCUCCAGCGGCGCCUCCCGUACCCUCUUCUCCAACACCGCCCGUCCCGGCAGCGCCAACGGUCUCUCCGCCAAAGCCGGCGGCCGCUCCCGCCUCAGCACCAUGUCCCGCGUUGUCGACCUCUCGGACGACGAGAUUGACGCGACGGACUACACGAAGUUGAUUCCGCAAGACUCGCCGCGGCGGCCGGCGGUGCGGACGGCGAACGAGACGGUGUUGUCGGAUGAUGAGGAGGAGGAGGAUAGCUUCAUCGCGAGCGCGAAGCCGAAGCCGAAGGCUGUGGUGGGCAAGGUCGCGGCUGCGAAGCCGACGGCGAAGCGUGCGGUGGAGAAGGCGCCGAAGACGGUGAAGCCGGUGACUUUGAGCCCUGCGGCCAAGGCAUAUGCGAUGAAGCAGGCGAAGGCGUCGGCUGCUGCGAGCGCCGGGGUAUCUACGGCGAAACCGAAGGCGAAGGCGGCGCCGAAGGUGGUGGAUUCGGAGGAUGAUAUGGUGGAUGAGUUGCUCAGCGAUGAGGAAGAGGAGGAGUCGCUGGUGAAGCCGGUGGCGAGGCCGGGGCGGCUGGCGGCGAGGAAGCCGGCGAAAUAUGUGGUGAGUGAAGAGGAGAGUGAGGAGGAUAGCUUCCAGGAGGAGAGUUUCGUGGUGGACGACGAUAGCGAUUAACUAUCAUGACGAGGGUGGGAAGGGCGAUGGGACUAUUCAUGAUGCGAUGAUGGAUUUCAUGGUUAUUGGGCAUGGUUACAGCGUGUAUAUUACUAACUACUAGUACACUACUAGUUGCCGUAUGGAGCGCUGAUAUCCUCAAAUGGG